AACGGCGUCUUGAUGGGAAAGGAGGAGCGAUGGGAAAGACUGGAGUAUCUCAGGCCCUCAGUGGAUGGGGGUUGUGGGAGAGAGGCAGCUGGGAGACAGGCCUCCCUCUGGAGUUUAUAGCUGAGUUGCUGUCCAAAUCAGUGGUCCCUAGAAUCUAUAAAACAAAACUGAGAGCUUCAGAGGUGCAUCCAGAGGAGCCACACUCCAAAGGACCACUUCCAGACGCCAUGCGGCAAACCCUGCUGCUGCUGCUGCUGCUGACGGUGCUGCGCCCCAGCUGGGCAGACCCUCCCCAGAGGAAGGUCCCGCUCUUUCGGGUCACUCAGCAGGGCCCCUGGGGGAGCAGUGGCAGCAACGCCACCGACUCGCCCUGCGAGGGGCUGCCUGCCGCGGGUGCGACGGCCUUGACCCUGGCGAACCGCAACCUGGAGCGCCUGCCCGGCUGCCUACCGCGCACACUGCGCAGCAUCGACGCCAGCCACAACCUGCUGCGCGCCCUGAGCACAUCCGAGCUCGGCCACCUGGAGCAGCUGCAGGUGCUGACCCUGCGCCACAACCGCAUCGCUGCGCUGCGCUGGGGCCCGGGCGGGCCGGCGGGGCUGCACACCCUGGACCUCAGCUACAACCGGCUGGCCGCUCCGCCGCGGUGCGCCGUGCCCGUGCUGAGCAGCCUCCGCGCCCUGGAGCUCGCGGGGAAUCCGCUGCAGGCGCUGCAGCCCCGGGCCUUCGCCUGCCUCCCCGCGCUGCGGCUCCUCAACCUCUCCUGCACCGCGCUGGGUCGCGGCGCCCGGGGGGGCAUCGCCGAGGCGGCGUUCGCUGGAGAAGAGGGCGCGCCCCUGGCCACGCUCGAGGUCCUGGAUCUCAGCGGCACGUUCCUCGAACGGGUUGAGUCGGGGUGGAUCAGAGACCUGCCGAAGCUCACAUCCCUCUACCUGAGGAAGAUGCCUCGGCUGACGACCCUGGAGGGGGACAUCUUCAAGAUGACCCCCAACCUGCAGCAGCUGGACUGUCAGGACUCCCCAGCACUUGCUUCUGUCGCCACACACAUCUUUCAAGAUACUCCACGUCUACAGGUCCUUCUGUUCCAGAACUGCAACUUGAGUUCCUUCCCUCCUUGGACCUUGGAUUCCUCCCAGGUCCUAUUGAUCAACCUCUUUGGCAACCCCCUCACUUGCAGUUGUGACUUGUCUUGGCUCCUCACGGAUGCAAAGAGAACUGUCCUAAGCAGGGCAGCAGACACUGUGUGCGCGCCAGCGGCGGGAUCCAGCGGCCCCUUCUCAGCCUCCCUGUCACUCUCCCUGUCACUCUCCCAGCUGCCUGGAGUGUGCCAGUCCGACCAAAGCACCACUCUCCGGGCUUCACACCCACCCUGCUUCAACCGCUCCACCUACGCACAGGGUCCCACCGUCGCGCCCAGCGCAGCCCCCGCCACCCGGCCUGCGGGAGACCAGCAGAGUGUCUCCAAGGCCCGUAACGUGGGCGCUCGCACGCUAGCUGCAUGGCCGCACAGCGAUGCACGGGAGGGGACUGCCCCCUCCACGACCAACUCUGUAGCAGGUCACAGCAACUCCAGCGUUUUCCCCAGGGCUGCCAGCACCACCAGGACCCAGCACCGAGGAGAACAUGCCCCCGGGCUUGCCCUUGAGCCUGAUAUCUCAGCUGCCUCCACCCCACUGGCCAGCAAGCUCCUGGGCCCCUUCCCUACCUCGUGGAACCUCAUAAGCUCGCCUCAGCCCGGCCAGAGGACACACGCCACACCCCAAGCCCCCAACCCGAGUCCUUCCGAGGGCGAGAUUCCAGUCUUGCUGCUGGACGACUACAGUGAGGAGGAGGAGGGGAGGAAGGAGGAGGUGGGAACGCCUCACCAGGACGUCCCCUGUGAUUACCAUCCCUGCAAGCACCUGCAGACCCCGUGCGCGGAGCUGCAGAGGCGGUGGCGGUGCCGGUGUCCCGGCCUCAGCGGGGAAGACACCAUCCCAGACCCGCCCAGGCUGCAGGGGGUGACGGAGACCACGGACACGUCGGCGCUGGUCCACUGGUGUGCCCCCAACUCGGUAGUGCACGGGUACCAGAUCCGCUACUCUGCGGAGGGCUGGGCGGGGAACCAGUCGGUGGUGGGGGUCAUCUACGCCACGGCCCGGCAGCACCCUCUGUACGGGCUGUCACCGGGCACCACCUACCGCGUGUGCGUGCUGGCGGCCAAUAGGGCGGGCCUGAGCCAGCCGCGGUCCUCGGGCUGGAGGAGCCCGUGCGCCGCCUUCACCACCAAGCCCAGCUUCGCGCUCCUGCUGUCUGGGCUGUGCGCCGCCAGCGGCCUGUUGCUCGCCAGCACCGUGGUGCUGUCCGCGUGUCUCUGCAGGCGGGGCCAGACGCUACGCCUGCAGCGCUGCGGCACGCACCUGGUGGCCUACAAAAACCCGGCCUUUGAUUACCCGCUGGGGCUCCAGACUGUCAGUUAGCCCAGCUUCUGGGCUAACGCGUCUAAUCGAACUGGAUCUGAGCGCAGAAAGGAAGACACAGAGGGUCAAAAACGACCCCAUCCGCUCCUAGGGGUUCUAAUUCCUGUGAAGCCAGAAUGCCUUGGGCACACAUGGAACUUACCACACUGAGUGUCUCGGUCCAAGGAACAACUGCGCUCCCUUCCUUCUACUUUACUCUCUGUUCCCAGAAACCUGAUGGUCAAUGCCAGAUGGCUCCCCACUGC
Messenger RNA from Nomascus leucogenys (northern white-cheeked gibbon), 2704 nucleotides. RefSeq names its product leucine rich repeat neuronal 4 (gene LRRN4). The record is from RefSeq and is a predicted model, not a curated record. Lineage: Eukaryota; Metazoa; Chordata; Mammalia; Primates; Hylobatidae. Gene Ontology annotation, molecular function: protein binding.